CCCCCGGGAGGGUGUCCAGCCGCCUCUCGAGGUGGAAAGGCGCCGAAGCCAGGGAGGCGGGCGCCUUCCUGGAAAAGAAGUGGGUCGGCCUCAGCGGAAAAGCAAGCCCAACACCAGAAGGGGAAGAUCCCGGAACUGGACGUGAAAACACCGUUCUCCCUGGAGCUUUCCGGACCCAAUUAGAGGUUGUACCCGGCCCGGUUACCGUGGUAACAGGCGUCGCGGUUUGUCAAGGAACCGAGGGAAGAGGCUGCGAUUGGGAUCGAGGCGUUGUGCCUUCGGAAGCCAUGCUCUCAGCUACUGAGCUUUGAGGGACGUGUCCUGGGGCCUCUGGCAGGGUCAGGACUGCAUAGGCACGGGUCAGCCAAUACCCCGGACCUGAGCAAGAGGCUGGGUCCCUGGGAAUGCAGACUUUGACCACUCUACCCUCCGCGCGGGCGGGGGUCAAGGCAGAGCCCUGUCUUUCCACAGACUCAAGAGGCCUAUUUUCAGGUCCACCAUGGAGUCUUCCUCAAAGGGUCGGCUCACCCAGGUUACUCAGCUCUGGAACCUCCUAGAUGAUCUGGCUGAAAGUGAUCCUGAGAGCUAUAAAAAGUUCAUUCAGCAGCAGCUCAAAGAAGGGAAAGAGCUCUGUGCUGCCCCAGAACCACAGCUCUGUCUACAAAGCAGGAUCCUGAAACCAAAGGAAAAAGUACUUUUUAUUAACCUGUGUCAGUGGAAAAGGAUCCCAGCUCCUCAAUCAGCCACUCAUCCAGUACUUAUAAGUGUUGGCAAACCAGAAGAUAUGUCUGAGACAUCAGAUGUUUAUACAGUCAUCAGUGUUGCCUACAAUCCUGAUGUUCUCCAGGCAGCAGAAAAGGACCAAGUGAAAAAAGACCAGUUAAUACGGAUGGCCAUGAAAUGCAUUGAGGAAAAAUUCCAAUUCACUCUCUCACACUCUUACAGUAUCACUAAAUUUAGAAUAAAAGGAAGCAUUGAAAGGAUGAAACAAAAUCUGAUGGGAAUGCAAGCUCACCCUACAGAUUUAAGAGAGAAAAUGAGAAAGGAACUAACCUUUGAAGAGAUAAGUAGUACUCUGAGCAAUCCAGAUCACUUUCAACUUUUAUUGCCAAAAGGCGAAGUUUCAAGCAAAAAAAGAUGUCUGAUUGAGGAGAUUUCCAGUACAGAGAUCCAGGUAGAGAUGAAGGAACCAACCUAUGAAUUAAAAAUUGUGGCUGACCAGAAGGAGAAACCUCAGAAAAUUGAAAUAAAAGUUGAAUUACCUGGUAUUAAUUCAGUGUCUCUCUGUGACCUUAGUGUUUCUGAGGAUGAUUUAUUGAUUGAGGUCUCUGAGAAGUACAGAUUACAUCUGAAUCUUCCGGAAUCUGUGAAUACUGAAAUGACUACAGCCAAAUUUAUCAAAGAGAAAGCUACAUUAAUCAUCACAAUGCCAUUGGUAUAAGUCAAGAGCAUCAUCUGCUUUGGGUUUUCAGUGCUGACUAAAGACAUGUGAAUAAUAGGACCUUCAUUAUGGGUGACAUUAUGGGUGAAGAAGUAAUGGUUUACCUGAAACAUUAGUAUUUUCUAAGAGUUCUUUUUGAUGGAAUGAGAUUUUCUCAUCAACUUAUGUUUGUCUUUUUUUCCUUCUUCUCAAACUUGGCUAGAAGCAGAAACUAUUAAAAUAGUAUUGCCAUGAUAGAUGGUUUUGAAGCCAUUUCUCUUAAAAUAACAAAUUGUCAUUUGGGAAAAUUCUUUGUGUUUCCAAGUAAAUUGUGAAAAUUCUUGA
Messenger RNA from Canis lupus familiaris (dog), 1765 nucleotides. RefSeq names its product PIH1 domain containing 2 (gene PIH1D2). Bases 500 to 1441 code for a protein of 313 amino acids. NCBI's taxonomy places the organism in Eukaryota, Metazoa, Chordata, Mammalia, Carnivora, Canidae. The record is from RefSeq and is a predicted model, not a curated record. Gene Ontology annotation, cellular component: ribonucleoprotein complex; cytoplasm; R2TP complex. Gene Ontology annotation, biological process: rRNA processing; box C/D snoRNP assembly. The transcript has 7 exons.